Messenger RNA from Penicillium angulare, 4053 nucleotides. RefSeq lists its product as uncharacterized. The coding region runs from base 1 to 4053 and encodes 1350 amino acids. The record is from RefSeq and is a predicted model, not a curated record. The transcript has a single exon. NCBI's taxonomy places the organism in Eukaryota, Fungi, Ascomycota, Eurotiomycetes, Eurotiales, Aspergillaceae.
AUGGCUUCAAGACGACUGAAACAGCCUGAUUUACAGGUUCCGGUCCCAAAAUUUCCCCUCUCAUCACCUAUUAGCGAGGAAAUAUCCAGUCCAUCAUGUUCAUCCGCUGAGGAACGGGAGAUGGAACGAAAUCGACCCUUCGACUUUCUUGUUAAAUCGACUAGACAGAAAAUCGAGAAAUCGCAAAAAGAUAAACAUACAUCUCGUUCGUCGCAUGGGGGAAGCAGCUCAAGACUGAGUAUUCGGGGUAUGGGUAUUACGAAGAGGAAACAGGCUGCGAAACCGGUUGGAUUGAAUCUGGUAACGAACUUUGCGCUUGAGGAUCCACCGAAGAGGAAGAAGUCGUCGCGCGAUGGAACGGUCGCUCCGUUUGUCGAUUUAAAUGAUUUGAAGCAGCUUUCUAAGGCGAGGGAGCAGGAAAGGACGGCUCAGAAGGAUAAUGUGAAUGUUAACGGGGAUUGGAAAGAUGCCUCGAAGAAGAGGGUUUCGCGCUCUUUUCAACAGCUGGAGGGAGAAGAGGAGAGCCCCGCUUUGUAUUCGCAGACUCGGGGAUCGUUUCUAGAACCAAGCUCUGAGAAUCCUUUUGCUGAUCGGUCCGAACAUGGAUUUUCACCCUCUGAUCGGAAUGUGAUGAUUGGGUUGACGGUUCCGUAUCAUGAAACUCAUAAUCGGUCAAGGGAACUCGAUCAUAAUGGAGAUCAACAAACUCCUCUUACGCCUUCGAUCAUUGUUACGCCUGCCCAGGAAGAAGCGCCUUGGUCGGUUGAUAUGUCUAGUCCUGAGGGUCUAAGGUCCCGAGCUACAUCGAGCGUUUAUUCGCAGCCUACUCCGCGACUUUGGUCUGAUGGAGCGGAUAUUCCGCCCGUGCCUGCGAUUCCACAGGAGCAUACCUCGUCGAAAAGGAAGGAUGUUGAACCUAGUUUCCUGAAUGCUCAUUUUACUGCUAUGACGAGGAAGCGUCGCUCUGCCUCUGCGAGUGUUGUGCUUGAUACACAGAGCCCUGAUACAGAACGUCCUACGUCUAUACUUACUGAUCAUGAACAUGAUCAUGAUCACGACCGGAGACUGUUGGAUAGGCUUAGUGUUAAUCCGGAAGCUAGCCGUCCACAGUCUCAGGGUUGGUGGAAUGUCUUACUCUCGCCUUUACUCGGUCGCUCCAAUACCCUGUCUAGUAAGAAGUCACCUAUCAGCCCGGGGUUUCCUCCAAGUCCUUCCGUUGCACCGUCUUCAUUGGGAACAAACAGACACUGGUGGGAAAAGGAAAAGGAGUCAGAGAAGGAAAAAGAAAUCUCAUGUUUUUCGCCUGAUACCCCCGAGACUGCGGUUACGAAUCAAUGGCAAGAUAAGAUGCCUAGCGUUGAACAAUCUCGUUCUCUCGAUGAUACCUCUGCUCCGCCUCUACCUCCAGUUCCAGAUAGACAAGCCGCGAUGUCGAUGAUGUUCCCUGGUAAUCGGAUCCAAGGUGAAGCAGCGGAGUAUUACCAGGCUUGUGCACAUGAACUCUUCAGCAAAACCUCCUACUUCGAAUGUUACAAUCAUACCUGUUCGCUUACACCUUUAUCUGCUACUGGACAGCCAAGUGUCGGAGCUGUUGUUACGGGUGAUAGAGGGUUGGUUGUGGCUGAGCCGGAAGCUGAGACUCUUUCUGCGGAUUCGCAGGUGAAAGACGCUGAAGUUGCGACUGUGGCGCGUGGGUUGCUCAUUGAUGUUAAUUCGCCAACUGAGGAGACUGCGAAGGAGAAGGAGACUGGAUGUGCUAAAUGUACGCAUUUGCGUGCUUCAACUGGUAGUGUGGAUUCUUGGGCUUCGACUACAGUGGAUACUGUUGUGGGUGAUAAUGAGAAGAGUCUCCCUGAGAUACCGAAGGAAAAUACGAGGGAGCUUGUGCCUGAACGUCCUGUCCAGCAAGUACCACAGCUUUUACAGCCUUCUGUUCAGGAACCAGUUCCUGUUCCAGCAGCUUAUUUCCCACCUGAGCCUCCAGCUCCUACGCCUGCACCUGCACCUUAUGUACCACCAGAGCCAUUAACGAGGGAGCUAGAGCCAUCCCCAGCUCCUUAUUACCCAUCUGAACCACUCAUGCCAGGCCCAGCCCCAUACGUCCCUCCCGAGCCUUUGGCCCAAGCUCCACCUCCACAGAUCAUCAACAAUUAUCAUUACGGGACCGCGCCCUAUGAAGUUCCACCUCAAGCUCCAGUUACAGUUGAGCGAGCAAUUCCCCAUUAUAUCCCUGUUUAUCCCUCGAACAAUCCUUUCUUUCCUCCACCGCAAGAUCAAAAACAAGCCGAGGAAGCUGAUUUGGCAAAAGCUCCUCCGGUCCCCCAUGCGUACUCACAGGAGCCUCCACAGGAAGCAGACAUCACAAAAGUGCCAGCAGAGUUUCAGGAUGCACCACAUGGAUCUGCAACACAAGAAUCAGAGCGAUCACUGGAGCAUCUCGCGCCACCAGGGAAUCAGGAACCACAUCAGGCCCUGGAGCCAAUGUCUCCUGGAUUUCAACACGCUGCAGGAGGACCCAGCUCAAUUCAACUAUCUGAUGUCAAUGCUCCUGCACCUACAUACGCACAACAUACAAGAGAUAUACCUCUCCCACAACGAUAUGAUCUUUAUCCUGCCCCAGGCGUUGCAGUUAUGGAUCCCACUGGAGCCAUCGGACCCGCCGAGGCCCACCGUCGUAGAUUAGAGCGCGAGGAUGCCGUUGGCAGGAAAGUCGGUGGUCUUUGGCGUGGUAGAGGCUGCUUCAGCAAGGGAGGUUGCUUCGGACGCCCAGGCCGCGAAGGUCGUCUUCGUCGAAGAUGGUACCUCGGUAUUGCCGCUCUAUUCCUCAUAAUUAUCAUUGUUGCAAUUGCCCUAGCCACUACAUUGACGAAGAAGACCGAUUCAACCCCCGUUCAGUCGCAAUGGGUGAACUUGACGAAUUACCCGCCUAUACAAACUGGAAUCAUGACCAUCGCUGGUACAGAGCCUCAAGCCCUAAACUCGGGCUGUAUCAAUAUUCCGACUAUGUGGAGCUGUGCUCUUCCGAAGGGUACGCAGCAAUCGGGAAAUUCGCCUUACAGUGCAGACCAACCUACCUUUCGUGUUGAGAUUCGCUACCGCAAUGGUACAUCUAGCAAUAGUACUGAUUCUGGUACUUACAACUCAACUACGAUAAAGCGUGAUGUGUGGUCUGCAGAUCCAUCUGCGCCGAGUAUUGCAGAUCAGACCUUUCUCGGAAACACAACAGACAAGAACUCCAAGCCUUAUGCUGGCGAGGAAACCCCCUUCUAUCUAUCUGUUCUGUCGCCAGCCCAUCUAUCUUCUACCAAUGUCUUCCGUCGCAGUGCAUCUGCAUCUCACUCGUCCACCUCUACAUCUACCUCUUUAAACUCAACUUCUCUCAUUCCUGCUCCAACCGAGGACUCAGAUGGUACCGCCGCUGCAGCAACGCUGUAUCCACUUCCUUCAUCACAGCCUGUACGACUCUAUAACAGGGGAGAAUCAUCAGAGCAUUACGGCUUCUAUACAUACUUUGACAAGUCUAUUUUCCUUAAUUCACGAGCUCCCCUCAAUAACAGCAAAUUCGACUACGCAUCCGAAGAUCAGAAUGGCGGCUCAACGAAGGAAGAUGCACAAACACGCUGUACAUGGUCUCAAACUCGCUUCCUUGUUCAGAUAUGGACUAAUCCAUCUAAAAUGGGAUAUUCUCUUCUCUCGGCUGGUAGUGGAAGUGGUAGUUCUACCGCUACCGCUACUGCUACGGCAACCAGUACCUCUUCAACGGCUACUUCCUCUUCCUCAGCGACGGAUUAUACGACACCAGGCUCGUUUCCUUAUCCAGUUACUAUUACCCUUGAUCGACAUGGUGGUGUUGAGGAUAAAAAGCGAGUGUAUUGUUAUGGUGUUGAAGAGAGUGGCCAUUAUAAUUUUACAGAGGCGAGGCUGCAGCUUGAGACGUUGGGGGCGGGGGGAACUUUGAUUAAUGGCUAUGGUGAUGAUGCUGGGUAUGGUGGGAUUGAUGGUGGGACGGGUGGUUGUAAAUGUUCGUGGAUUAAUUGGAUAUCUACCUCGUAG